CCAACGCCGUUGUGCCGUAGUCGACGCGUCGAUUGAUCGCGUUCGGCGCUCACCGAGUCAAAUGGACUUGGCGGCGCAAUCGAAUUUCGCUGUACCCUCCCUCUCAGUUCACCGGAAAUCAUCACCGUCUGCACAUCACUUCCGAAAACGCUCCGUGGUCGUCUCAUGAUAGCAGCCGCCAACCCGCCAUUUGAGCUACGCGUCGAACUGUUUGAUUCGCUACACGUACCUACUACGUCGUCGUGCUGUGGGAUUCGUGUCGUCCGGGCCGCACGAGAGUGACUGUCAACGACCCGACGAGACGUUUUUCGAGUACCUCCCGCUCCCCCCCCCACCCCGACCAAGGGCGUACCGACUGCUGCCCCGUCGUGGUCUUGCUCUGCUCUGUUCAAACGUCUCCUGUCGACAUGCAACAGGCACAGCCCGCCAGUCUCAAGGUAAACACCGUGUUUAUUAUCCCGGAUGCCGAUUUGGUAAAAUAUGUACAUUGAGAUCGCCGUUUAAACAGCGAUUGUUAGUUCUACAUUAGGGCGGCUAAACGUUGAGAUGUGUUCAAUAGUUUCUCAUACCAGGCCAUAGAAGUGACAAUAAUAUGGUGAAUUUCAAUAGUAUCACCGAUAUCUAUUUCUACUGGCGCCAUUAUAAAAUUAAUACAUUCCAUGUUGGUAUAAGUUAAUUAGAGCCGGCAAUAUAUAUACACUUUGAAGAGAAAACAAUAUUCUAUUAUGGAUCUAAGGAUAAAAUACUCCAUUGGAGCUAUAUCUUCCAUGGAAUAUAAACGUCGUGCAAUUCUUAAUGAGUUAAAUUAUAUGUCGUAUUCAUCGGGUAGAUUUUCUUUGCCUACAAUGUACCCUACUAACAUAAAUGAUCGGAUUCGUCCUACACGAUUGAUACUAGAUACUAUUCUAGGUAUGGAAGUUGAUCCUAGAGAAGGUAAACGUUUACUAGUCUUGUCCAAAUACCAUAAUGUUACAUUGUUUAAUGUAUCCGAAGUUCAAUUCUUUCAUCACAUAAAGCGUGUGCCUAUUCCACUUGAUCCAAAAAGUAAUACAAUAUCGCCAAAUUCAGUACAUUGGCUUUGGGAUGGUUCAGUAUUUUCUGUUUGCCAUUUUGAUUCUGUGCAUUUUUGGGACUCAAAUACUUGUAAAAUAAUUGAAACUGUGAAAUUGCGUACUAAAGUUUUGAACCAUAUUAUAGCUGCAAAAAAAAAUAGUACUCACAAAUAUGUUGCAGUGUCAGGAGCUACUGGACAUGUGUUUAUAAUUGAUAUGCUGCAUGGUAUUGUUGUAAUGACUAUGAAUAAUAUUGAAAAAUCGGCAAUAAGAACUAUCCAGUGGCAUCCAACAAAUGAAAAACAAUAUGUUACUGGCAAUGACAGUGGGAAUAUUUUCCUAUGGGAUAUUCGUUAUCAAAUGAAAUAUGUUUUAAAAUUCCAAAGGGAUAAUUCUGGUCUUAUAUCAAGUCUUGAUAAAGCAGCUCUUGGGUUACGUUUUUAUAAUUGCGGAAAUAAUAUUAUAUCUGUUGACUACAAAGGAAGCAUCAAAACUUGGGAUGUUAAUACUGGUAAACUGCGUCCUAACCAUUAUGCAUCUGUGUCAUUGAGUGAUCUAAACACUUCUCAUCUUCAUAAACACUAUCAGUUUGAUGUUACUGACAAUUUAAAAGAAGAUAUUGCAUUUUUUCCAUCAACAAGAGGAAUGAGAAUAUUUGACAUUGAAAGUGGUGAACAUUUACCUUCUUCUAAUGAUGUAGGUCUAUCUUUAAGCUGUGCUAAUUAUGAUCCUAAAAAUUUGUGUCUUUAUGGAUCUUCUAAUGAAUCGAUAAAAUCCUGGAAACCUCAAAAAUGUGAAAACAAUAUACAUUUUGAAUACCCUAGCCAAUUUGAUGUAUAUUAAUACUUUCUAACAAUUUUAUGUAUAUAUUUAUACCUAGAUAUUUAUUUAUUUUAUACUAGCAAAUUGUUGCUAUUAUUUAUUGAUACCUGAUAUUUUAUUUGUUCCGUUAGAUGGUUGAUUUCAACCAAUGCUGGUACAAAUUACACUCAAAAUUAUGCAUAUCCAAAUUAUAGUUAUGAUUUUUAAAAUAAAUAAAUUUUGAAUUUGAA
This is a messenger RNA of Aphis gossypii (cotton aphid), 2104 nucleotides long. Its product is annotated as DNA excision repair protein ERCC-8-like. Gene Ontology annotation, molecular function: protein binding. The transcript is spliced from 6 exons. Lineage: Eukaryota; Metazoa; Arthropoda; Insecta; Hemiptera; Aphididae. Gene Ontology annotation, biological process: transcription-coupled nucleotide-excision repair; proteasome-mediated ubiquitin-dependent protein catabolic process; protein polyubiquitination. The record is from RefSeq and is a predicted model, not a curated record. Bases 726 to 1895 code for a protein of 389 amino acids. Gene Ontology annotation, cellular component: nucleotide-excision repair complex; Cul4A-RING E3 ubiquitin ligase complex.